This is a messenger RNA of Schistosoma spindalis, 2085 nucleotides long. The record is from the annotation of a GenBank genome assembly. NCBI's taxonomy places the organism in Eukaryota, Metazoa, Platyhelminthes, Trematoda, Strigeidida, Schistosomatidae.
CCUUGGUACAUUACAUAAAUUCGUUUUGUGUUCACUCGGGUCAGAGUUUGUGAUUCAGUACAUGGAUCCUUUUCAAAAGCGAGAUAAAAUUCCACGGACACCACCUGGUCAGUCUUUUGUGGACAGAUCUUACAUCUUUGAUGGUACAACAAACGGCGACUGUUCUAUUUACGACGAAUCGGGUAAUCGCAGGACCUCUGUUUUUGAUACAGCUAGAAAAUACACUUUGACUUUUGAUAACCAUGGGAACACAAGGUAGGUUUUUCUACGUUAUGAAUAACUGGCUGAUUGAAUUUCUCUUUAAUUAUGAUAUUCAUUCUUGAUGAUAAGUUUUCUAGUUGUAUUUACUGUCUUAACCUUUUACUACUUGUCUUUCUCACCUUAUAACUUAGCCUUCGAACUUCAUGUGACAUAGUUUCACUCGAUAUUUCUUUGUCACUGAAACCAAAUAGAAUUUCUAGAAUUGGUGAAUUGCAGACAAGUUCACAUAUGGUAUCCUCUAGACAUUAUGGAUUGUUUACAUCAUCACCUGUCAAUGAGUCUACUCCCCAUCCAACUAAAUAUCCCCAGAAGGAAUGUAAUAAACAAACAGUUGCCAAUUGCACAUCUCCAGAUAAGGAGAAUAUUGCACCAUCCAAAGAAGUAUGUCCAGAGAUUGCUACGGUUAAAAAGUGUCGUGCCAAGAGAAAACGUGACAUAUCACCUGACAGUUCAGUCGUUAAUUCGUCGGUCCAAUCAACUUUUGCUGUUCCUUCGACAGUUCGGCAGCUUCGACCCAGACGCAAGGCAACUCCUAUCGUCAAUGACCAGUCAUUGUCUCUUCAGUCUGAAUCUUUAGUGAUGACGAAAAGUUCCCUAAAGAAACCAAAUAUGAGGUCAACAAAAAGGGAACAAACUAAUUCGGCUCAUCUGCCUGAGGUAAUGAAUUCCCCAGUAGUUAUUGCCGAUCCUGUAACUCCUCCAACACUUGUUCCUCGACACAGGCGUGUACAGCCAGCCAAUACUCAGAGAAGACGACGUGCGAAUGUUAGCACUUCGUCUACUUCUUUGGAUCACAGUAAAAUGUCAACUUCUAAUUCAACUGAAAAUGACUCAAUUAUUCAUCAGCCAUCUACUGUUCGGAAAAAACCAAAGGUACAAAUCGCUUAUAAUAUUGAAGACGAGCCAAUAGCUGCACGUUUACGGCGUAACACACGUGUGUCUUAUACGGGAACAAAACCUUCAAUGUAAAUAAUGGUAUAUAACUAUAUAUAUGUAUAGGGGAAAUUAGCCUCUAUAUUCUGUACAAAGUACUUUGAAAUCAUACAUUGAUCUCUAUUCAAUAGUUAUCUUAUCAUUUGGAAAUUGCAAUGUUUAUAUUGUUCAUAUCUUUCUAACUAUCCUUUCUCCAUGUAUCUAUUUAUAUUUGUAGUUAUAUUCAUUCCAUAUAUUCCAUUCCAUUUCAUUCCAUUCCAUUCGUUUCUUGUCUUCAGUUUAUUAUCUCUUUUCUUGAAUGUAUACUUUUGCAUAGAUUAACGUAUACACCUUCUUUUUGUUUUCAAUUUUACAAUAGGAUAAAAAUAUAUUAUUUUUUUUUUACAUAAUGUUUUCCAUUUCCAUUCAGUUUAUACAGAGAGGUAAGCUUUUGUGUGUGUGUGUGUGAGAGAGAGAGAGAGAGGGGGAGAGGAAAGAGAUUGUUCUGAUCUGUUUAAGUUUAGAUUUUUAUGAUCAGAAAAAAAAACUCAGUUGAUUCAUUUCAGUGUAAUAUAUCUACUGUUUACAAUUGUUUGAUCACAAAUAUCAUGUUUUGCUAGUCUGUUUUUACUGCUGAUCGAAUUUUACGGAUCAAGUUAUGAUGUAGUCACCAGUUCAAGUGCAUGUGAUGUCAAGUCACUGGGUUGAGAUGUAAAGUGGUUGAAGAAAGUCUACACAAAAUCUUGGUUUCAUAAUAUUCGUCUGUCGUCACCAAGAUGUUGUAAUCUUGAGGGAACUAGUAUUUCCUGGCGGAUCCAGUCCCGUAUCACUAAGUUUCAAAAUUGGAGACACUGCAAUUGAGUUACUCAAACUUCAACUAACCAACUAUCGGAACAAAAUGUAUAUCCUCAA